AUGUUUCUCGUCUACGGAUACGAUAACCACGCCUUCACCAUGGACCUGUCCCAUCUUGAUGCCCAUGAUACAUGGUAUCUCCUCGACGACUUUCACGAGGCUUUCAGUCCCAUGAAAUUGUCGGAACUUCCAGGACGCCCUUUGGAACCGGAUCGCAGGCACAAUAAUGAAUGGAAGAGGAUCUUUGACAGAUUCGGCGAGCCCCAGAUACUCCACAACUGUACAAUAAAGCCCGAGGGCCCCAAAGGCAUCCAUGUCCAGACCGUCUCGGGAAGAGACGUCGAUGCCUACCACGAGGUGCAGCGCGAGAUGGCGCUGGGCUGCCUCUCGACGCCCUCAUUCGAGGUCCUUUCGGAAAAGCGAAGCUAUAAAGAAUUCAUCAGGGGGGUCUUUUUCCGCUACUACAUGAAUCACAUCAAGCACUGGAUCGAGAAUGAAGCGCACAUAUACUCGGUCGCCGUCGACGGCCGCGUCCGCGGCGGCUGCCUGGUCGAGGAGAUCAGCCGGCGCACCUUGUCGUGGCGGUACUCGGACCUCCCCCACGGCGAGACGGCCGUCAACGGGCUGUCGGGCGUCCAGGACAUGCAGGACUUUUGGAACGCCGACCAGGCCCUCAACAUGGUGCGUACCGAGCACGAUGUACUCAAGUGGCAGCGCCUUAUGAAUGACGAUAGGCCUUUUUGGUAUUUGACGGGCAUUCACAUUGGCCAGGGCCAGUUUCGCGGGUCCCGGGGCCUGGAGACGGCCCUGCUGCGCCAGAUCAUCCGGGCCAAGGGCGUCGACUCGGCCAUCUUCGUCUUGUGCGAGCACGAUAACGUCGGGCUCUACCGGUCGGAGGGGUUCGUCAAGGUCGACUACGUGCAGAUGCGGGCCCGGCGGCUGCGGGAGAACACGGCCAAGCGGGCGGGCGAUCCGAACCGGACCCAUUUGUACACGACGCUCUCGGGCAUGUGGAGGCCGGCCGACCGUGAGAGCUCCCGCUGCGCCGUCGAUCGCGGGGAGAAGCCGAGGCUGUACCGGCCCGGGGUGGCUGCGCUCUUUACUGGACAUGCAAGCAGGUUUAUUUGA
This is a messenger RNA of Pestalotiopsis fici W106-1, 1068 nucleotides long. RefSeq lists its product as uncharacterized. The transcript has 2 exons. The record is from RefSeq and is a predicted model, not a curated record. The coding region runs from base 1 to 1068 and encodes 355 amino acids. Lineage: Eukaryota; Fungi; Ascomycota; Sordariomycetes; Amphisphaeriales; Sporocadaceae.